AUGAACGUUCCUAGAUUGGUUCUUCCGGAGGACAAAGGCUCGGCCCAGACCUCUAUUACACCUACUGCAACAACGUCAAGCCAUCAGAACUCCCGAAACAUUGUCGCUGCCCCCGCUGGGGAUACCAUCGAAAAUUCCAUCGAACCCGUCGAUACCUUCGACCUGCUUAUCAGAAGCGAUCUCCAUGUUAUUCCGUCUCAGCGUUUAGCUGCCGAAGGAUCUUUCCAUGACACGAUCCCCUCCUUCGCUUUGAGCUCGACUUUUUCAGGCUUUUCCCCGGCAGCCACCGAGCCUCUCGCUUUUCCAGAACCAGCCUCGGUCGACGAUUUUCUCUUCGAGCUUGAUAAAGGCAUCAAACCCUCACUCGAGCCUCCCACGGCCGAUAACACAUCUUCUACAACGGCAGUAUCGCUUCGCGACCGACUUGGCGUCCCAUUUACCCGGUCGACUUUAUCCGAUGCUUCAUCCACAAUUGCCCCAUCUUUUACAUCUUCUGCAUCUUUCACAUCAUCCUUGAGGAAGAAAGUCGCAAGCAUUGCGUCUGCAGGCGCUUUCUUUGCUGAAUGCUUGGACUCGAAGCCUUAUCGGAUCUUUUCUGUGCGAACGUUCUGCGAGAGCUUAUUCAAUAGUCGUCGUGCUGCUAAUGCCAGGAUCGUGUCCGUCCGACGAUAUGGCGAUCUUCAAGGGGUGCCGCAUCGAUUUCUCAUCAUGCAUGUCACUCGAGCCGACGGAAGGGAGUUCUACGUUCGGUUGGAUCGCAGACGGGACCAUCAAGUUCCCUUGUUGUUGUUUGGGGUACGGGAUUUGGGAACGUCACGCGCGAUAGAUACGGCUGCUGUUUCCGGCAGACUCGACCACCUUCUUGAUUUCACCAACACCAAGUCCGGCGUAGAGGCUGUCAUGAUCUUCCCUACUCCUGCUCCUUUGAUCGCGGCUGCGAAAAUUCUGUAUUCCAUUGCAGCGGAAGCUCCUCGUUACAAGUUAACCAAACUCCAUGUAGGAAAAUUGUUGGUUUUUCGCCUCCACCACCCAGGAAAUGUUGGUGCGGAUGUUUGGGGCAAAGUAUGA
Cantharellus anzutake is the source of this 1068-nucleotide messenger RNA. RefSeq lists its product as uncharacterized. Bases 1 to 1068 code for a protein of 355 amino acids. Lineage: Eukaryota; Fungi; Basidiomycota; Agaricomycetes; Cantharellales; Hydnaceae. The transcript has 5 exons. The record is from RefSeq and is a predicted model, not a curated record.